GAAGCAAUGAAAGUUAGGAUGGAAAAGGUGUUUUUGCUGCUAAGCCUCUUUCCCUUAGAUCGUCCAUCGUGGGAAAGCACUCUUUACAGAUGCCUCCCUCCAAGAAAGGGAAAGCUAAAAAAAACUCAACUGAGUUAACUCAGUCACCGGCGCCGGCAGUUUCGACUCCCAAAUUUCCAGCAUGUAUUCGUGCCGUUCCUCCUUCUUCCGUCGCCAUCACAAUCCAUGCCAAGCCAGGCUCCAAACAAGCCACCAUAACUGACUUGAAUGACGAUGCAGUUGGUGUCCAAAUUGACGCACCUGCUAAAGAUGGUGAAGCUAAUGCUGCACUUGUCGAUUAUAUAAGCUCCGUGGUUGGGGUCAAAAAGAGACAAGUUUCUAUAGGUGCUGGGUCGAAAUCCAGGGAUAAGGUCAUCAUCGUGGAGGAUGUGACUUUACAGAGUAUUUUUGAUGCGCUAAACAAAGUUUUGAAAGAUCAAUGACUGAAACUACUGACCCAUGGUAUCUUCAUGUGGUAUUGGACCAGGCACUACUGGAUCAAAAGAAAAGAAUUUUCUUUUGACAAGGCACAACUCAAGAUUCUUGUUAGCAACUACAAACAUGCAUCAUCAGAUUUCUAACUCUGAUUGUGUAUAUAUUACGGGCCAACUAUGCAAGUACUAGAGAAGCUCAAUUGCUCUUGCCGGAUUCAGCUUCUCAUUCAUACCUUUAUUAAAAUGUUUUCUGCUUUGACGUGAACAGGCUUAUUAAUCAAUUAUGUCUUAGCCUUAUGGUGGCAAAACAAAAGAACGGCCUUUUCAUAUUUGUUUCUAAGAUGAAUGUUCUAAGUUGUAGCUUUGCCUUGACGAAUUGAUUAAAGAUCUUUUCUGAAGAACCUUAAACUGGAA
Messenger RNA from Solanum dulcamara, 887 nucleotides. RefSeq lists its product as uncharacterized. The record is from RefSeq and is a predicted model, not a curated record. The coding region runs from base 90 to 482 and encodes 130 amino acids. The transcript has 3 exons. Lineage: Eukaryota; Viridiplantae; Streptophyta; Magnoliopsida; Solanales; Solanaceae.